This is a messenger RNA of Echinostoma caproni, 243 nucleotides long. The record is from the annotation of a GenBank genome assembly. NCBI's taxonomy places the organism in Eukaryota, Metazoa, Platyhelminthes, Trematoda, Plagiorchiida, Echinostomatidae.
AUGGGUGAGCACCCGUAUGCGCCCGAGAUUGGACGUGACCAAAAGCAUUCCUAUGCAAACCGGCCUUAUAUGACCGUAGCCCACUCUCAUCACAACGAUAAAACGAAGAAACACUUCCGGCGCUGCAAAGCGCUGCCAGGUACAACACCCAUCACAACUGUGGAACUACCUGGAAGUCGCAGCUCGGUGGGAAUCACCAGCUCACAAGUGCAAGAACCUGGACAUCCGCUGGCCGAAGCCUAA